Sphaeroforma arctica JP610 is the source of this 1793-nucleotide messenger RNA. RefSeq lists its product as hypothetical. The record is from RefSeq and is a predicted model, not a curated record. The transcript is spliced from 4 exons. NCBI's taxonomy places the organism in Eukaryota, Ichthyosporea, Ichthyophonida. Bases 38 to 1579 code for a protein of 513 amino acids.
CAGGUACGAGGAAGGCAGCCGUGAGCUAUGGGAGAGUAUGGGCAUUCACUUCUUCGACACGUACGUAGGUGCGGCUGUUGCUGCCUUUGAACAAGGGUUGAUCUCGGUCAGUGGUCUGGAGAGUAUCGCCAGAAAGGCUCGAAGUGCGUUGGUUGCCACACUGGAUAAGGCGCCGCUAACGGGCAGAAGUGGCUGGUCGCCGGAGAAACGGCGGGCGUGGUGUGAAAUGUUCAACGACGACUUGGCACUGUGCAACGGACAUCUCCCGUUCGAUGAGAUUGAGGAGGUGCCUCUGCCCGAAGUGGUCACAGAAGCCGUGGCUGAGGCUGUCGACACGUUGGCCGCCACUCGGGACACUACGGACGCCCUGAAACCCGUCGAAUCCAUCCCCUUCAGCGAAACACCGCUACCGGCGCAAGCCCUACCUACACACGAGGCACCGAGCAAAGCUGCCGAACCUUCACAGGCACUAUCAGCACCCGCAGGCGCCCCUGCCCCAGCCACAACACCUCCGGUGUUGGCAACGACCGUGGAUACGGUUUCCAAGGCAACGGCGGAAUUGCAGACGGUUGUUGAUAGGGCCACUGAAGCCAAGGUUGCGGCAGACGGCCAGGCGGGGCUGAACGAGACCGAGAAAGCGGCUGUGAGAACGGAGGUACUUAUGGCCAUGAAGGAUGUGCUGAUGACGCUGCUACCUAAACGAUACAGCACCGCCAGUGGCGAGAGCCUCCCUCUGGCCGAAGCACCCGCCAACACCACGGCAACCGAACUCGCAGGCCCAGGUGCGGCUGCAAGUGGCGCAGGUACCACUUCUACUACACAGUGUGGGGCAACCUUGGCCCUGGACAGGCAGUUGGGUGCCUCGGAGACGACGCAGGCAGCACCGGCAGACGGUAUGGAGCCAUUGGCCACCAUACACUCGGUUGGAGACUCGGGCCUCUUAUCUACCGCCCUGACGCCAAGCACAACCCCACGUGAACCAGGCAGUGAGGGAGAGGAUGAUGAUAUACAGACCUCGGUCCCAUCUGCGCCCGUUUUUGAGAGUAUAACGACUGAGAGUGUCCCGGAUGAUGAGGGCACAGGACCGGUCCCACAGCCCGAGGUCGGGGACAGCACGAGCCAGUUGCAGCAGGCGUUGGCGGCUGUGGGAGAAAUGGUGGGGAUGGUCAGUGAUCUGACGGGGUCUACGGCCAACAAACCAGAAGCAAGCACGCAUACCAGCAUAGCGGAAACAGGUGCAGCUAGUCCUAGAGGCGAUGAGACACCUGCACCUGGUGUGGCGGAUGAGGACCGCACGAAUACGAUGGACAUACCUACAAAGCCGAGUGCACAGGCGGGUGGGGCUCAACCUGUACAGGUGGACGGGGCUGAGAAAGAGAAUGUUGCAGAACAAGUGGAGGUGAGAGUAGAUACAGAUCACGCUGCUGAGGAAACGGGCCAAUCAGAAGGAGCCGCUGACAAAACAAACGAAUCAGAACACGAGGGCGAUAAAGUAGACGUGCCGAUUGGUGUGCGGGAGGCGGUUACUGAGUUGGCCAAGAACGCAGUGAAGACGCCAGAGGCCGACACACAACCUUAGUGUAUCGGAGACAGGAUUCUGCUAUUGCUAUAUUAUUAGAACACAGCUGUAUAAUUAGGAAAUGGAUUUUGUAAUUAAAAAAAAGCUACAAUAGGCCGAUUUAUAAACAAGCCCUGGCAGCCAGAACUCUGGAGAGCCAGUGCAUACUGUCUGUCUAUAGACUACAUACAAGUGAAGUGGGAUAAAGCAAUAUAGACUACAUACAAGUGAAGUG